Molecule: messenger RNA, 1938 nt
Organism: Cutaneotrichosporon oleaginosum
Lineage: Eukaryota; Fungi; Basidiomycota; Tremellomycetes; Trichosporonales; Trichosporonaceae
Biological process (GO): secondary metabolic process
Molecular function (GO): CoA-ligase activity
Source: RefSeq, a predicted model, not a curated record
GCUCUUUACUGCUCUUGGCAGCCGGGAGAGUAUAUAGGCGGUCAAUGGACAACGCGAGUCCCCUUUCCCCCCAACAUACACCAUGGCGACACAGACUGCAGUGAGGAAGCAGCCGUCUAUCGCAGAAUGCGACGCGAUGUUUAUUCGGCCGGGGACCAUCUUUGAGAUGGGCCCGGAGAUGAUUAACGGGCGCGAGUACCGCGUAUGGAAGCAGGGGCACCGUAUGGUACGGCCCUACCUCAUCGACCGAAUGAACAAGUGGGAAGCGCGCGUGUUUAUCAACGCUCCCCGCGACGAGCCGUAUCCUAAGGACGAGCGAUUCGAUUACACAUUCGGGCAGAUCCACGCGCGCGCGCUUCAGGUUGCGGCGUGGCUGCGGGAGACGCACGGCGCUGGCGUUGGUACGCGCGUUGGCAUCUUGGGCUUCAACAGCGCCGAAUGGGCGGUCGUUUGGGUUGCAACGCAUUUGCUUGGCGCUGUCCCAACGAUCAUUAACAGCUGGGUACAGCCCGACGCGCUGGUCCACUGCCUCAAGCUAUCAAACCCUGUGUUGGUGCUCGCGGACUCGAAGAGCGCGGACGCCGUCGCCCCUUAUAGCGAGGAUCUGCGAGCCGCGGGCGUGGGACCCAUCUUGGCAUGGAGCACAAUGGAGCACCUGAAGCACAAGGACCACCCUACCAUCGACCUAUGGACAAUCUCCGCUUCCAAGGAGGCGGUGAUCGCAGUGGCGACCGGCCAGGACACGGCAGACCUUACGCCGCAGAGCCUCGGCUCCAUCUUCUUCACCUCGGGCACCACUGGCUUGCCCAAGGGCGUGCCCAUGACCCAGCAGGGUCUGCUGCACAACCUUAAGUGCGGGCAGAGCAUGAUUGUGCGUGCAGCGCUGCGUGCCGGUGCGCCUCUUGACAUGGCGAUGGCCCUCGCCACCGCUGAGAACCCGGAGCAGUCCCGCGCGCUGCACGCCGUUCCUAUGUUCCACGUUACGGGCUGCGGAGGCUUCCUGGCGUCGUUCAAUGACGGCAAGAAAAUGCAUUUCAUGCGGCGGUGGAGCGCCAAGGACGCGGUCGACCUGCUUGUCAAGUACAACAUCAACCAGAUUUCAGGUGUGCCCGCGAUCUCGAGCGCGAUCCUGCAGCACCCGGACCUGCCGGCAGACCACCAGCUCAACGCGGCGAUGUAUGGUGGCGCGGCGCCGCCCGAGCGGCUCGGCGCAGACAUGAAGAAGCGUUGGCCCGACCUCGUGCUCAACCACGCGUGGGGCAUGACCGAGUGCCAGGGCCUGAUCACGUCCUUCAUCGGGCCAGACUAUCUCGAGCGGCCGAAGAGCUGCGGGCCCCCAAUACCCUCCAACGACGUGCGCGUCGUAAAGGUCGCCACGCGCCGCGUCCUCGGGCCCAACGAGGUGGGCUGCCUCGAGGUCCGCGGCUUCAACGUCCUCUCGGGAUACCUCGACGAUCCCGGGGCCACGGCCAAGGCGAUCGACAAGGACGGGUGGUUGGACACGGGCGACGCAGGAUACAUUGACGAGGACGGGUUCGUGUACGUCUCGGACCGGAUCAAGGACAUUAUCAUCCGUGGCGGCGAGAACAUUGCCAGUGAGGAGGUCGAAAAUGCCGUCUACCUCGACGACCGCGUAGCAGAGGCUGCCAGCGUGCCCGUGCCGGACGACCUGCUGGGCGAGCUCGUCGCUGUCGCCGUCAGCCUCAAGCCAGGCGCCAAGGCGACCCCCGAGGACAUCAUUGCCGCUGUUGCUCCAAGACUACGCCGCGAGGCCCGUCCCGCCUUUGUUUGGGUGUCGAACGACCUCCUCCCCAUGAAUGCGAACGGCAAGUACCUCAAGUCGGAGAUCAAGAAGACUGUGCAGGCGCUGUACAAGCAGCACAAGGCGCGCGAGGCGAAGCUCUAGAAUGUCUUGGGAUCUGGGUCUCAGAAGUAUGC